AUGGCCGCAUCAGAGCACAUUGAUGAUGUCACUCAACACCGUAUUGAGGUCGCAGAUGUAGAGGAUCUCAAGUAUCGGAACAAUUCCAAGGAUGGAGAUCGAGCCGCAAAUCUUAUCGGCGACCAGCAAGUUGAGCUGACCGAGGAAGAUGACAAGCAUAUUCGCCGCAAAACCGACAAGCACAUUCUCUCCAUCCUCGUCUGGGUCUACUUCCUCCAGAUCCUCGACAAGUCCGUUCUCGGCUACGGCGCCAUCUAUGGCCUCCGCCAAGACUGCAACCUUACCGGCAACCAAUACUCCCUCGUCAGCUCCAUGGCCCCCAUCGCACAACUGGUUUGGCUGCCCUUUUCGUCAUGGCUCAUCGUACGCGUACCGCACCGAAUCCUCAUGGCCGUACUCAUCUUCGGCUGGGGAGUCGCACAGGCGUGCAUGGCCGUGUGCAACGAUUAUGGCGGUCUGCUCGCGACGCGAUUCCUCCUUGGGCUGUUCGAGGCGGCGUGCCUGCCACUGUUCUCCGUCAUCACCUCCCAGUGGUAUCGCCGCGCGGAACAGCCCAUGCGAGUCGCCUGCUGGUACGGCACCAAUGGUUUUGCGACUAUGAUUGCAGCGGCCUUAUCAUAUGGUCUGGCCCAGAUCGAGAGCCACCUCCCUCCGUGGAAGAUCCUCUUCCUCUUUGUUGGUCUUGUUACCGUCGUCACAGCGCCCAUCGUUUAUUGGCUCAUGGAUAGCGACAUCCCCUCCGCCCGGUUUCUCAAUGACUGGGAGAAACUGCAAGCGAUCGAGCGCCUUCGUGCCAACCAAACCGGUACGGGUAGUCGCAAUUUCAAGUGGGAUCAGGCUUUCGAAGCCUUGAUUGAGAUCAAGAGCUGGCUUUUCAUUGCCAUGUCGCUUUGCCUCAACGUCACUGCAGCAGUCACCAACACUUUUGGCCCUCUAAUCAUUGCUGGUUUCGGUCUUGAUAAGCACAUUUCCUCACUCCUCAACAUUCCAUUUGGAUUUGUGCAGCUUAUUGUGAUCCUUCCUGCCUCAUAUCUCGCACACCGUUUCCGCAUCAAAUCGGCCUUCCUCAUUGCAGCUAUGCUCCCGGUCCUGGCUGGUGCCAUCAUGCUCUACAUUCUUCCCCGCGACCACAUUGCCCCUCUCCUGGCGGCCUACUAUAUGCUCGCCUUCCUUUUCGCCGGAAACCCCUUGAUCGUAUCCUGGAUGAUCUCAAACAUCGCUGGCACCACAAAGAAGUCCGUCAUCAUGUCCCUAUACAACAUUGGUUCCUCAGCCGGGAACAUUAUUGGUCCUCUCCUGUUUAACUCAAACGACGCGCCGAUGUACAAGCCCGGAUUGACCAAGACAAUGGGUAUCACCGGUGCAAUGAUUGCUACUAUUAUUCUCCAGGCUGUGAACCUGUUCUUUCUCAAUAAGAUGCAGGAGCACAAGCGAGUCGCAGAUGGCAAGCCAGCUAAGAUUCACGAUCUUAGUAUGGAGCACCGGUAUAUUAAUAGUAGGCAAGAUUCUAGUGAAGGUCCUCAGUUGGGAGAGAAUGCGUUCAAAGAUCUUACUGACUCGAAGAACAACGAGUUUGUGUACAUUUAUUAG
This is a messenger RNA of Fusarium keratoplasticum, 1590 nucleotides long. RefSeq lists its product as uncharacterized. Gene Ontology annotation, molecular function: transmembrane transporter activity. Gene Ontology annotation, biological process: transmembrane transport. Gene Ontology annotation, cellular component: membrane. The record is from RefSeq and is a predicted model, not a curated record. Lineage: Eukaryota; Fungi; Ascomycota; Sordariomycetes; Hypocreales; Nectriaceae. The transcript is spliced from 2 exons. Bases 1 to 1590 code for a protein of 529 amino acids.